Musca domestica (house fly) is the source of this 1066-nucleotide messenger RNA. It is a transcript of the gene RpL8, whose product is annotated as large ribosomal subunit protein uL2. The record is from RefSeq and is a predicted model, not a curated record. Bases 129 to 899 code for a protein of 256 amino acids. NCBI's taxonomy places the organism in Eukaryota, Metazoa, Arthropoda, Insecta, Diptera, Muscidae. The transcript is spliced from 3 exons. Gene Ontology annotation, biological process: cytoplasmic translation. Gene Ontology annotation, cellular component: cytosolic large ribosomal subunit; ribosome. Gene Ontology annotation, molecular function: RNA binding; structural constituent of ribosome.
AUUUAAUCGACAAUGACACCAGCGGGAAAAUCAAAGUUAUCGAUAGCCAGAUCGAUUGUUUUCCAGCUCUACUUCCUUCUUUUUCUUUCUUUUCUUUUUUAGCAGGCUUUCGGAAAUAGAAGCCAACAAUGGGUCGCGUCAUUCGUGCACAACGUAAAGGUGCUGGGUCCGUCUUCAAGGCCCAUGUCCACCACCGUAAAGGUGCCGCUAAAUUGAGAUCUUUGGAUUUCGCCGAACGCAAUGGCUACAUUCGCGGUGUUGUCAAGGAAAUCAUCCACGACCCUGGCCGUGGUGCUCCCUUGGCUGUCGUUCACUUCCGUGACCCCUACCGCUACAAGAUCCGCAAGGAGCUCUUCAUUGCUCCCGAAGGUAUGCACACUGGACAAUUCGUCUACUGCGGUCGUAAAGCCACCCUCCAAAUCGGCAAUGUAAUGCCCAUCGCUACCAUGCCUGAAGGUACCAUCAUUUGCAAUUUGGAAGAAAAGACCGGUGAUCGUGGCCGUUUGGCUCGUACUUCUGGCAAUUAUGCUACCGUCAUUGCACACAACCCCGAUACCAAGAAGACCCGUGUUAAGUUGCCUUCUGGUGCCAAGAAGGUUGUACCCUCUGCCAAUCGUGCUAUGGUUGGUAUUGUUGCCGGUGGUGGUCGUAUCGACAAACCUAUCUUGAAGGCCGGUCGUGCCUACCACAAAUACAAGGUUAAGCGUAACAGCUGGCCUAAGGUUCGUGGUGUUGCUAUGAACCCCGUUGAACAUCCUCACGGUGGUGGUAACCAUCAACAUAUUGGUAAGGCUUCCACAGUCAAGCGUGGUACCUCUGCUGGUCGUAAGGUCGGUCUUAUUGCUGCCCGCCGUACUGGUAGAAUUCGUGGUGGUAAGGGUGAUUCCAAGGACAAGUAGAUUGCUAAGUAAAAUGAAUAUCAAUAGAUUUGAUAUAAUAAUUGUCAUCGUUAAAAAUCAUUUGUUGGUGUACAUUUCCAUGCUAUUGACACCGCUACGGAAGAUGAAUGUGAAUUUUUUUAUUUAAAAAAAUGAGGAUAAAUAAAAUCUGUUUUAAAACACUCUAA